This is a messenger RNA of Strongylocentrotus purpuratus (purple sea urchin), 4145 nucleotides long. RefSeq lists its product as uncharacterized. Lineage: Eukaryota; Metazoa; Echinodermata; Echinoidea; Camarodonta; Strongylocentrotidae. The transcript has 18 exons. Bases 488 to 3319 code for a protein of 943 amino acids. The record is from RefSeq and is a predicted model, not a curated record.
CAAUUUGAGGUCCCACUCCAUGUGUACCUACCUAUACCCAUCCGUUGUCCGUUUCCCCUACCAACGUAAACAUAUCCUAAAAGGAUCUAAUCCUGUCCACUAAUAAACCAGUCCAUCUCAUGAAAUGGUCAAAGGAGUGCAAACAUUUGGAUUGGGGGUCCGCUGCGUAUCUUUUGUUCCAAAAGUCACUUUUAGGUCUUCCCAUAAGAGACCUUACGACAGGGAGGAAGGCAGAAAACAAAUAAGGUUUCCAGGUUUUCAUCGAGUGAAAGUCUAGCCUCUGUCGUCAGUGAUGAAUAGCAGGUGAUUAUACACGCCUUGUGUUUUCUAAUUUUUAGAGAGUUUUUCUACACAAUUUCCUUCAAAGAAUUUGGAAAUUUGGAGUACUUUUCAACGACUGUCGGAGGGUUAUAACUUUCGAUUGUCGAGGCAUCAACUAUGGAAUUAUGCUCUAGAUGAUAGUCAACACAAGUUUUGGUUUUCAAAGAUGGCGUCUCCCGAAGCAAAAGCUCCGGCAGUUUUCGUUGAAACAAUUAAAGAUGGAGUUGAUGACAACGGUGACGAGGGGCAGAUGACCAUAAUCGUUCCAGGGGGUGAAAGAUUCGAAACGGAGAACCGAAAAGAUAACAUGUUGGAUACGUUAAGAAAGAUGGGCGGACUGACCCCCAAAGUAACUGUCGGGGAGAAUAAGGGGAAGGUAAGACUGAGGUCUACACAAGAACUUCGAGAUAUGAUUGAAAAGAAGAAGAAAGAUUCCAAGCAGUCGCCAAUACCAGAAGAAGCUGAAGACUCCGACACUCAGGGGAAAGAAAACCUGGAUGGUAACGACGACUAUCCCUGGCGAAGAUUUUCGAAUGAGGGGACGCGAAGAGGGGUAUAUCCUCCCAGAUUGAGAAGCAACAGCGAUGAAGGGGCUCCACUGUUACGAACAAGCUUCCCUGCUGACGAUUACGGUGGUGGAUCCAGUCGAAGAUUACGAAGUCGACGACGACGCAUGUACGCUAAGGACAAUGGACUCGAAUUCACAGCGGAAGACGAGGAGGAAGAUCAAGACGUCGAUAUACACGCAAGUCGAGUGCGACGGGGAAGCAUUAUGAUCCCGGCGAUGACCCCGUUAACACGAAACCGUGGUCGAUAUCGGAAAGGUAGUCAAGAUUUAGCGAUUGAAGAGGAAAGCACUUUCGGCGACGAUGAGUCAGAUAUAGGAGGCAAACGUGGUAGUCGAUCACAGCUUCUAACCAGUACCAUCAUGAAGAAAGAUCAGGAAUCACAAAAGAGACGAUCGAGAUCACGUCGUACUUCACUUAUGCCUCAAUCGGAACAAGGUAAACUGCAACCUCCUAGAGGUCGAUUUCUGUCACUCCCUGGUUCGUCCAGGAGAUCGCGUAGAGGAAGUGUUUCUGACGUUGAAGAUGACGAGAACGACGAUGAUGAUGAUGAUGGACUUGGUAGGCUCAAUAAACGGGGUGGAUUCUUAUCUACUGGUAAUUCUAAUGAGAUACAGAAGACGAACAAGGAACUGAAAGAGGGGAUCAGAAGACGUAACAGGAAGCGGCUCCUUCGAAAGUUCAAGAUCUACUGCAAAUUGAUUACCUCGUUCCAUAGACUCUGCCAGGCUUAUUUUCUCAGUGUGAACGCAAAUAGUUCCGACUUUCAAGGGAUCCAUGGGUUGCUUGAUGAACCUGAGCAGGAACUUCUCUUCGAUGUCAGGAAAUUCAGAGCCAAUAAAGAAUCUGGAAUUUCAGCAGAAGCUAGAAGGAUUCUGUCAACAAGGCCAUCGAGCAGAACGGAGAAAGAUACGUACCAUGUCCUGAUCUCCAUGAGGAACUACCCGACGUUUUGUGAGUACCCUCUAGCCAUGCAGCAACAGAUCGUAGGUGUGGGGUGGUAUGCCUCCUACCAAGCACAAAGGAUCAUCCUCAGACAAGGCCAUUGGGCAGAAAACUUCUACUUCAUCCUCUCAGGAUCAGUCGUUGUGAGUGUGAUGGAUGAAGGGACCCAUCAGAACAGAACCGUAGUCUACCUGAACAGAGGUGAAACAUUUGGAGAACUUGGCCUCGUGAAUAGAGCCAAGAGACAAGCUACGGUCAUUGCCAGAGAGCGCAUAGAGAUGAUCGUUAUCAACGCAAACGAUUACACACGAAUCUUCAUGGCUGGUGGUCUAUCAACUCUACUCAACCCACAGCAAAAUGACAAUGCUUUCGUCAGAAACUUGCGCUUCUUGGAAGGAUGGCCUCUUCAUCGACUAGCAGAGAACCCGAAGAAAUGUGUCUUUUCUUACUUCAAACGUGGAGACGUUCUCAUUCGGGAGAGUAGAAGAUCUGACUGGAUCAUCAUAGUGAAAUCAGGAAGCUGCCAAGUCAUGAAACUGUUACGGAAAGCAAGGCCUAAAUCAAGGCGAAACAGCACUGCAGAUAAGGAUGCUGCAAGCAAACAACAGAAACGUUGGUCGCAACGUCUUACAUCCAAGAGCAUGGCUGGAACCCUCAUCGAAAACUUCGAACAGCGUAAGAAACGAGAGGAGUUCGAAAACUUCAUGAAAGACCUUAACGUCAACGAAGAUGGCUCUGGGAAGUUAGGCGAUCAAGAAGAACAACGGACAUCACCAGGCAACUUAAACAAGAGAGACGAUUUGGACGCUGAUACUGAUGAUGAGUGGGCCGAUGAAGCAAUCGACUGCGGCAAAAACGACAAGGAAUCAACGACCCCAUCGAACCCACAGAGUUUAAUCGGUGAUCAUAAUACUCCAACUAAACUUAAAUCUGCGUACCUGUCAAGGAAGAGAACCAAGUCACUGGAGGGCGUACCAAGUGUAUUCUUCGAGGAUGAGGAGGAUAAUGGAGUAGAGGAAGGAGUUAACCCAAUAGCGGACAUCUUGUUUCUACAUAACGUGCAGCAGAAAGCUGAGAAACAGAAGUCGAACGUCGGCAAGAAGAAGACUUUACUCGACGACAUCGGCGGGUCCGACUUCGAAGGCAUAGAUGUGGAUGAAAACACGGAACCUACAUGGGUUCGGGUCCAGACGCUUAUCAAAGGAUCUGUAUUCGGCUUGGCUGACAUGGCUUAUGAUUCCCAACCAAGCUUUGCCGUGAUCAGCAAUGGAGCUGAAUGUAUUCUCCUCUCCAAGAAACUCUACAUGGAACACGCCAGUAUGCGCAUGAUCAGUAAAUUACGAACACAGUACCAGCGGUACCCACCGGAAGAGGAACUCCAGAUGGGGUUAGAGGUCAAACUCAAAUGGGACCUUUACAAGACUGACACUUUGAAAGGUACUCUGCGAGAGAGCAAAUCGAGAGACAGAGCAACAAGAUUUAGAUAGCAUGAUAUUGGUCCAUCAUGAAUUUUAGUUGAAGUAAGCUGAGCUUGCUCGCAUAUGAUGCAGGGUGACCCAACCUCUCUUCCCCUUCCCCCGUCGUGUAGAUUGUAUUCUCCAGUAGGUCUAUACAGAAUAUGAGUAGCCCGAGUUUACAACUAUAGCACAACGAUACUGUUUUUUUGUAUUGCAUUUAUUUCUUUACUUUACGAAUAUCCGAUCGAAAUAUAUUAUAAAAACCACAAUUAUCUUCAACGGCUUUCAUAGUUGAGCUUUACACCCACAUUCUCCGUGUUUAGAAUCCUGCAAUUUGACAAAGCCAUUUAAAUAAUAUGAAUUUAUAAUAAGAUUUUUAUCUUUCUUGAUACAACGUGACUCUUGAAUGUGAAUGAAUCAGUGUCUUACCAUGACAAGUAUCGCACAUAAUAUACUUUAUAGGUUUUAGCUAACUUCCGUCAAUCCAAGGAGUGCUUCAGAAUAUAUUACUGUCUAGGACUAAGAAUUCUUGCUUGAAAGAUUAAACAAAUAUAUAAUCGCAUAUGACUUACAUAAAUUUAGGAUACUUCAUAAAAGGACAUCAAUCCAUUUCCAGGAAGUGGUAAAUAAAUUCAUUGAUAAUGAAGAAAAAAUGCCAUUCACCAGGACUGUAAAUAGUAUAGUUGUGACUCUACAUAGAAAUUGUUUGUGAAUAUUGUGAAUAUAUAUCUUUUUAUCUGUAAUUGUUAUUAUUUACAAUUUGUAUAUGUAUGAUGACAAUAGUGCCAAAGUUUGGAAAAUCAAUAAAAUGUGUUUUCUUCUUCCAAGUUUAAACAUUUGGUCUCUUUGAUUUGAA